AUGCCCGAUCCAUCAAUCUCAACGGUUGCUUUGUCAUCAAAAAUCCCAAACACAAUUUACGACACUCGCCAGACCUUUCCAUGGACAAAGCAAGUAUUUAAAGUUCUUCAAGAAGUAUUUCAUCUUACAGAUUUCCGCCAAAAUCAACUUGAAUCCAUUAAUGCCACGCUUAAUAGCAUUGACUGUUUUAUUCUAAUGCCAACAGGUGGUGGAAAGAGUCUUUGCUAUCAGCUUCCAGCAUGCUGCACAACAGGGAAAACCACAGGCUUGACAGUAGUUAUAUCACCCCUGUUGUCGCUUAUUCAAGAUCAAGUUUCCCGUUUAGUACAACUCAACAUUCUUGCAAUAGCCAUCAGUUCAGAUAUGAGUGCAGAAGAUAAACGAUGGGCAUACGACGAAUUACGCAAAGAGCCACUACCACCUAAAAUGAUAUACGUUACACCUGAACUUGUGAUGCGAUCGGGGCAGUUCAAGACGGCUUUAAACGAUUUGUUUCGACGUGGUCGUCUUGCUCGAUUUGUUGUCGAUGAAGCGCAUUGUGUGAGCCAGUGGGGACACGAUUUUCGUCCAGACUAUAAAGAGCUUUCGACGCUGCGAGUACAAUAUCCAACUGUACCCAUUAUUGCUCUCACGGCCACAGCCAAUGACAAAGUUAAGAUGGAUAUCAUCAAAGUUCUCAAUAUCCCACAGUGUGCGAAAUUUCAACAAUCUUUCAAUCGAUCUAAUUUGCGAUAUGAUGUUCGAAAAAAAGAUAAAGGGUUGGACGCAGACAUUACGGCGUUUAUUAAAACGUUUUAUCCAAAUGCAUCAGGGAUUAUCUAUUGCUCAUCACGAAAGGCUUGCGAAGCCACAUCGGCGAAAUUAUGCAAGUUGGGAAUCAAGGCUGCGUUUUACCAUGCUGGGUUGGAUAAGGAGGAUCGAAGCCGUAUUCAAACAGCUUGGGCAACCAACAGUGUCCAUAUCAUUGUUGCUACAAUUGCUUUUGGAAUGGGGAUUGAUAAAGGAGAUGUACGAUUUGUUAUCCACUACUCCAUUCCACAAAGUCUUGAAGGAUACUACCAAGAAACAGGACGUGCUGGCCGGGAUGGAAAAGAUUCCAUGUGUAUCUUGUACUAUGCAUACAAGGAUAAAUCUACCAUUGAUUUCUUGAUUGAGAAUGGCGAAGGCAAUUAUGAACAAAAGGAACGUCAGCGAAAUAACCUUCGACAAAUAAUUUCCUACUGUGAAAAUUUGGUAGAUUGUCGAAGACAGCAGGUAUUAGCGUAUUUUGGUGAGCGGUUUGACAAGUCCCAAUGUAGACAGACGUGUGAUAAUUGCCAAAGAGAGGGCGGUGCUACUGUGAAAGAUAUCACAGAAAUAACUAAAAGUAUCAUCAAGAUUGUUCAAGCGAUUCAGAACCAGAAAAUUACAAUUAACCACUGUGUGGAUAUUUUUCGUGGGUCAAAGCAAGCAAAGAUUAUGAGUAUGAUGCAUGAUCAGAUUGAGGGCUAUGGCGUGGGCAGAAUGUAUACUCGCACCACGGUAGAACGACUAUUUCAUUUCCUAGUAUCAAGAGAUGUGCUGGUAGAGCGGUGCGAGUUUAAUGCUAGUGGGUUUUCAAGUGGCUAUGUCAAGGUGAUUGCUAUAGGGUGUAUUCAGUAUUUGAGCUGUUUUAUUUCUAGCCUUUUGCUAAUCUAUUUGAUUCACUUUGUAGUUGGGACGACAAGCGAAUUUGGUGCUUAA
This is a messenger RNA of Batrachochytrium dendrobatidis JAM81, 1722 nucleotides long. RefSeq lists its product as uncharacterized. Gene Ontology annotation, biological process: DNA replication; double-strand break repair via homologous recombination. The record is from RefSeq and is a predicted model, not a curated record. Lineage: Eukaryota; Fungi; Chytridiomycota; Chytridiomycetes; Rhizophydiales. The coding region runs from base 1 to 1722 and encodes 573 amino acids. Gene Ontology annotation, molecular function: 3'-5' DNA helicase activity; ATP binding; four-way junction helicase activity. Gene Ontology annotation, cellular component: chromosome; nucleus; cytoplasm. The transcript has a single exon.